Molecule: messenger RNA, 637 nt
Organism: Helianthus annuus (common sunflower)
Lineage: Eukaryota; Viridiplantae; Streptophyta; Magnoliopsida; Asterales; Asteraceae
Product: protein CASPARIAN STRIP INTEGRITY FACTOR 1
Exons: 3
Coding region: 74-358 (94 amino acids)
Source: RefSeq, a predicted model, not a curated record
UAUAGAAAUACAAUGUUUGCAUCAUUUCUUGAAAUCCUUUAAGCCAAAAAGCUCUCAACAAAGAGAAGCAAUCAUGAGAAUGAAAAGAAACAUGUCUUACAAGAUUUAUCUCCUAACUCUUCUCAUUGUAGCCUCACUUGUUUCAUCAUCAUUUGCAGCCCGUUGCGGUUCGUCCAUUCCAAUGGUGAAACUUGGUGCAACUGAUCAAAAUCAGGAAUCUUUAUAUGAAGAAGAUCAAAUUUUGGGGAGGGAUGAUAUUAUUCAUGAGAGGCUGCUAAGGGCUAAUACAAAAGAUUAUGGGCGAUCGGAUCCUGCACCGACGUUUGUCAAGCCUCCGUUUAAACUCAUACCGAACUAGCUAGCAUGGUUUAGAGAUCGGCUCAUUCGCGGUAUCAAUGAAAUUAGCAAAGAAACUAGUGAUAUAUCCUAGGGAGUAUACUUACCUGUUGCACCUAUAAGUUUUAAAGAUAAUACACUCCCUUUGUAUAAAUAUAUAUUAUAUACAUAAUGUGUAUAUGUGAACGUAGUGUUUAUGCUGCCCAGCAAGCAUCAUGCAUGUAAAAUAUUUUUGAAUUAUGGAUGUGUACGUAUAUGUAUUGAUGAAGUUGAUCUAUAAACUAUAUAUGAAUAUGGAUGU